CCGGUAUUAAAGAUGUCUGCGUCCAUAAAACAAAAAUUUUUACAAUUCACAUUUUGCGUGAAAUAAAACAUAUAAUGAUAUAUGGACUGACAUUGACACAAACAUUUUGAGUAGCUCAGCAGAUUGGUAUUUUUUUCACGAAUAAUUUCUUAAUAUUUAUUCCAGUCUCACUGCAACAAUGUCAGAUGAAGAUGAUGUUGAGCUUAUUGUGCCCAAGAAGUCUAAGAUCCUCCACUACGGCAGCUUGGAAGAUAAGGAACGUGCACGACUGGCAAAUGGAGGAACAUCCGGAUCUCUAGCGGCUGAUGUCGUUCAAGCAGGCAUCGAGUCUGGAAACAUCAAUAUCACUUCAAGUGGCCAUUUUGAUAUAGAAGAGAGUGAGGCCGAGUCACAAGCCGAGAUUCUUGCUAAGUUCGAGAAGAGGAAAAAGGCACGUCAGAUUCAAGUUUCAACUGAUGAUACAGAAGUUAAGGCGACACUUAGACAGCUUGGAGAACCUAUAUGUUUGUUUGGGGAAGGACCAGCUGAAAGACGAGAGAGAUUGCGUAAACUGCUGUCUCAGAUCGGAGAGGAUGCCAUCAAGCAGAAGAAAGAAGAAAAAGAAGCUGCUCGCAGGAAGAGAGAUGAGGAAAACAUCACGUGGUACCAUGAGGGUUCAAACAGUCUCAAACAGGCCAGGUACUGGCUGGCGUCGUAUUCCAUUCCCAGAGCGAAAGAACGAGUGCAAAAACAAAUAGUAGCGAAGAAUAUUCCAGCAGCUCAGAGAAAUGCUACAACACAAGAUCUGCAUAAAAGAAUCCGGUCAGUGACGAAUGAGUGCAGUCAGAUCGGAGACAGUCGUCCACUGUCGUUCUGUCAGUUCAGUCCUGACUCCAACAUGCUGGCCGUCGCCUCCUGGUCGGGGCUUUGCAAGUUGUGGUCCAUUCCAGACUGUAAGCACAUUCGUGAUCUCAGAGGUCACAACUGUAAUGUUGGAGCUAUAGUGUUUCAUCCCCAAGCAACCUUGACCUUAGAAAACACAACUUGCUGUAUGGCAUCCUGUGGCCAAGAUGGGUCUGUUAAGUUGUGGAACCUGGUCAAUGACGAGCCCAUAGCUGAUAUAGAAGGCCACGCCCCUUACCGAGUGUCCAGACUGGCAUUCCACCCGUCGGGUAGAUUUCUUGGUACCUGUGUCUUUGACAACUCAUGGAGACUGUGGGACCUAGAAGUUCAAGAGGAGAUUUUACACCAGGAAGGCCACAGCAAGGCAGUGUAUGAUAUUGCCUUCCAGGACGACGGCGCACUCGUGGUUACUGGUGGUCUUGAUGCGUAUGGGCGAGUGUGGGAUCUCAGAUCUGGACGAUGUGUUAUGUUUCUUGAAGGUCAUCUUAAAGCCAUACUGUCGGUGAAUUUCAACUCUGAUGGAUAUCACGUGGCCUCCGGAAGUGAGGAUAACUCUUCCAAGAUUUGGGAUUUAAGACAAAGAAAAUGUGUCUACACAAUUCCAUGUCACACCAACCUUGUUUCUACGGUCAGAUUUCAGCCUCAUCAUGGUAACUAUCUCGUCACGGCCUCUUACGAUGGCACUGCAAAGAUUUGGGCUCACCCUAAUUGGGCCCCAUUGAAGACCAUGGCUGGACAUGAAGGGAAAGUGAUGGGAAUGGACAUAUCGCCAAACUUGAAGUACAUGUGUACUUGUUCAUAUGACAGAACAUUUAAGCUCUGGCUUUCAGAAACACCUGGAGGCCUAUAGUUCUCAUUGUAAAUCCCAUUGUGGUUUAAGACAUUUCAUCUACAUUCAGAUCAUGAAAAAAUUUAUAUACUUUCCAAGUUGUGUGUAAAGUUGUAGUCAUGGGUAUUAUAUAAGUAUGGAAUGCAGAAAGGAAAGGAAUGUAUGUUUAAUGAUACAUUACUUAUGUUGGUGUUUAUAGAGAAUAGAAGGUUAAUGAUGUAUUAUCAGGUUAAUUAAAGGUAAGUCUUUGAGACUUGCCAAGAGGAAUUUCCCCAUGAUUCCGAACAAGAUAUAAAUCCGAUUACCUACAUCAUUAAAUUGUUAAUUUCUUUUUUUUCUAUAACUUAAUAAGUAUGGGAAAUCAUCUUUAGUCUUUAAGCAAAACAACUGGGCCCCGUUCCACAAAGCGAUCUUAGUGCUAAGAUCACCGUAAGUGCAUAUGUUAGCUGUGCAGUUAUGGUGAUCUUACAGCUAAGAUCGCUUCGUGGAAUGGGGCCCUGGUAUGUAUUUCUGUCCCAGAGUUCACCAGGUUUGUAAUAAAUCCUUUGUCUCUAGCAACCACUCUACCAACAUUGACCAUCACUUAUAUGUAGACCAAUAUUUCAUUUACACAUAUGACACCUCUUCAUAAAAUCCCAUAGCUGCCUCAUUCUCCCCAGAAAGAGACAGAGUACCAGGACAGAAUUGAAUUUAUAACUAUUUCUCAAACUGUUACAUGUACUUUGAUCAGCGGCUAGUGGACUGCUGGAGUAGCGUUUCUCUAUCAAUGAAGAUGCUAACACCAUAAAGUUGCAGAGACCUAUUUCCAUUAAAAAAAAAAUAUAAGAGAAAAGUAUAUAUGCUGCUGGGUGCAGACUUAUUUUAUUAUUAUUUAUUUAUUUGUGGCUGUUUUAGAGAGUAUCAUAACUGUUACUACCUGGACGUAGGCUCCCAGGUGUAACCAUCCCAACCCACAAUAUCGUUUAACGGCCUUCAAAACGACCUUUGCAUAGUAUACAUCCCAUUUGUAAAGAAAACCCCCAGCUGAUUGUGUAAUUGGUAUAUGAUGCAAGACUUGGUUUUUGUUUACAUAGGCUACACCUUUAACCCUUGUAAGCUCGUUUGGUUUAGUAAUAAAUACAGGCAUUAUAUAAAUAAUGUGUCAAGUAUAACCAAAUUUCUGUUUAACAUCCAAUAGCCGACGAUUAAGAAAUCAGUUUUUUCCCCGUGGUGUAACACAACACAAACAUAUUUACUAUUAACUCAAAACGUGUUGGCAAAUUGCUCUUCUUUUUGUUUUUCUACUUUAAAAAAUAAACAAACAAGAACAAGUGCUAUGAAA
Molecule: messenger RNA, 3032 nt
Organism: Gigantopelta aegis
Lineage: Eukaryota; Metazoa; Mollusca; Gastropoda; Neomphalida; Peltospiridae
Product: U4/U6 small nuclear ribonucleoprotein Prp4-like
Exons: 16
Coding region: 179-1732 (517 amino acids)
Biological process (GO): mRNA splicing, via spliceosome
Cellular component (GO): U4/U6 x U5 tri-snRNP complex
Molecular function (GO): U6 snRNA binding; protein binding; U4 snRNA binding
Source: RefSeq, a predicted model, not a curated record